GGCAAGUGAGUAACAGUGCUUCCAGAGCAGACAACACAACAGAUACUGGAAUUAAGAAUUUCAGAGAAACUAAUGGCAUAUUCAGUUUCAGCAGUCCAACAACCAGGCUGGGAAAAUGACGGCCCCAUCAUCCAACCCUCGGCUAUCAGACAGUCAGGGGAGAAAAACAACUCUGCUCUCCCUCAGGAUUCAAGUUGCGAGACCCCCCUUGUGCCGAUGCCCGUACCCCAGAGACCCCUUGGAUGCCCCCCAGGGCUAGAGUACCUGACUGUGAUGGACGUUUUGCUCAUACAUAAGAAGGAAAACCUUGCUGCAGCUGUUUUUGGAUGCGCCACUGAGAAAAAAUACAAAAUCAAGAAUGGCUUGGGACAGCAGUUCCUAUAUGCUGAGGAGGAGAAUGACUGCUGCAACCUGCAGUGCUGUGGGAGCUCACGGUCCUUCCUCAUCAGAGUUUCGGAUAACCUCGGGCAGCAGAUCAUGACCCUGACCCGCCCCCUGAACUGCGAUGCCUGCUGUUUCCCCGGCUGCCUACAGGAGCUGGAGGUCCAGUCUCCACCUGGCAUUCCAAUUGGAUACGUAAUUCAAGACUGGCACCCCUACCUUCCAAAGUUCACCGUUCAGAAUGAGAGAAAAGAGCCGGUUCUGAAGAUUGUGGGGCCGUUUUGGUAUUUGAAAUGUUGUACGGAUGUAAAUUUCAAGGUGGCAACCUUAAAUGAAACAGAGGUAGUUGGCAGGAUCACCAGCAGGUGGUCAGAUGACGCCUUGCUGAUCACCUUUCCAUUAGACCUUGAUGUCAAAAUAAAGGCUGUGAUGUUGGGAGCCAGCAUUCUCAUUGAUUUCAUGAAUUUUGUUCCUUUUAAAUACGACUGAAUUCAGUAAAAUGCCAGAUGACCUUCACCCUACUGGGACUGUUCAAGAGGGAAUUCAAGAUUAUUCAACUCACUGUAAUGCACCUGCCCGG
Megalops cyprinoides (Indo-Pacific tarpon) is the source of this 961-nucleotide messenger RNA. RefSeq names its product phospholipid scramblase 2-like. Gene Ontology annotation, biological process: plasma membrane phospholipid scrambling. The record is from RefSeq and is a predicted model, not a curated record. The transcript has 11 exons. Gene Ontology annotation, molecular function: phospholipid scramblase activity. The coding region runs from base 73 to 870 and encodes 265 amino acids. NCBI's taxonomy places the organism in Eukaryota, Metazoa, Chordata, Actinopteri, Elopiformes, Megalopidae. Gene Ontology annotation, cellular component: plasma membrane.